Molecule: messenger RNA, 3663 nt
Organism: Hipposideros armiger (great roundleaf bat)
Lineage: Eukaryota; Metazoa; Chordata; Mammalia; Chiroptera; Hipposideridae
Gene: COL9A1
Product: collagen type IX alpha 1 chain
Exons: 38
Coding region: 126-2891 (921 amino acids)
Biological process (GO): extracellular matrix organization
Cellular component (GO): collagen type IX trimer
Molecular function (GO): extracellular matrix structural constituent conferring tensile strength
Source: RefSeq, a predicted model, not a curated record
CCAAGGCUGAAUCCAGAACUCAUCAGUCCUGGGGUGACAGAGAAGGGGCCUUGGGGGAGCACUGACUCCCCUCUAACCUCUUCUUCAUUGGGUCUGUUGGCAACAAAAGAAAACUGAUUGGGAAAAUGAAGAACUUCUGGAAAAUUCCAGUUUUUUUGUUUGCGUGCAGUUUCCUAGGACCCUGGGCAUCUGCAGCUGUCAAGCGUCGCCCAAGAUUUCCUGUCAAUUCAGAUUCUAAUGGUGAAAAUGAACUGUGUCCGAAAGUCAGGAUUGGGCAAGAUGACUUACCAGGGUUUGACUUGAUUUCUCAGUUCCAGGUAGAUAAAGCAGCAUCCAGAAGAGCCAUCCAAAGAGUUGUGGGGUCAACGGCAUUACAAGUGGCUUACAAACUGGGAAACAAUGUAGACUUCAGGAUUCCAACCAGGCAUUUAUAUCCUAGCGGACUGCCUGAAGAAUACUCCUUUUUAACUACGUUUCGGAUGACUGGAAGCACGCUUGAAAAGAACUGGAACAUUUGGCAGAUUCAGGAUUCCUUGGGGAAGGAGCAAGUUGGCGUGAAGAUUAAUGGCCAAACAAAAUCUGUUGCAUUUUCAUACAAAGGACUGGAUGGAAGUCUCCAAACCGCAGCCUUUUCAAAUUUGCCCUCCUUGUUUAAUUCCCAGUGGCAUAAGAUUAUGAUUGGUGUGGAAAGAAGUAGCGCUACUCUUUUUGUUGACUGCAUCAGGAUUGAAUCCUUACCUAUAAAGCCAAGAGGCCAAAUCAGUGUGGAUGGUUUUGCUGUGCUGGGAAAACUUGCAGAUAAUCCUCAAGUUUCUGUUCCGUUUGAACUUCAAUGGAUGUUGAUACAUUGUGACCCACUGCGGCCCAGCAGAGAGACUUGCCAUGAGCUGCCAGUCAGGAUAACGCCCAGCCAGACCCUUGAUCAGAGAGGUCCCCCGGGCGAACAGGGGCCUCCGGGGCCUCCGGGGCCCCCUGGAGUUCCAGGCAUCGAUGGCAUAGACGGUGACCGAGGUCCAAAGGGUCCCCCGGGCCCCCCGGGUCCUGCUGGAGAACCGGGAAAGCCAGGAGCUCCGGGCAAGCCUGGCACGCCAGGUGCUGAUGGAUUAACUGGACCUGACGGAUCCCCUGGCUCUGUUGGACCAAGAGGACAAAAAGGAGAACCUGGUGUGCCGGGAUCUCGUGGAUUUCCUGGCCGUGGUAUUCCUGGACCUCCUGGUCCCCCUGGGGCAGCAGGUCUCCCUGGAGAGCUUGGCCGUGUUGGACCAAUUGGUGACCCUGGGAGAAGAGGACCACCUGGCCCUCCUGGCCCUCCGGGACCCAGUGGAACAAUUGGCUUUCAUGAUGGAGACCCAUUGUGUCCCAAUUCCUGUCCACCAGGUCGCUCAGGAUAUCCAGGCAUACCAGGCAUGAGGGGUCAUAAAGGGGCUAAAGGAGAAAUUGGUGAGCCUGGAAGACAAGGUCACAAGGGUGAAGAAGGAGACCAGGGUGUACCAGGAGAAGUUGGAUCUCCAGGACCUCCAGGAGCUCAAGGAUUGAGAGGCAUCACCGGCAUAAUUGGGGCCAAAGGGGAAAAAGGUGCUCGGGGCUUAGAUGGAGAACCUGGGCCUCGAGGCAUUCCUGGUGCACCUGGUGACCAAGGACAGCGAGGUGCUCCAGGAGAAGCAGGUCCCAAAGGAGACAGAGGGGCUCAAGGUCCUAGAGGAAUUCCUGGCGUCCCUGGGUCUAAAGGAGACACGGGCUUGCCAGGUGUGGAUGGCCAUGAUGGGAUACCUGGAAUACCCGGGACAAAGGGUGAUCCAGGGAAACCUGGGCCUCCUGGUGAUGCAGGAUUGCAGGGGUUUCCUGGUGUGCCUGGAAUUCCUGGUGCAAAGGGUGUUGCUGGUGAAAAGGGUAACACAGGUGCUCCAGGGAAGCCUGGUCAAUUGGGGAAUUCAGGCAAACCGGGCCAACAGGGGCCACCAGGAGAGGUGGGACCGCGAGGACCACGGGGGCUUCCUGGCAGUCGAGGAGAAACAGGACCCGAAGGAGCCCCAGGCAUUCCAGGUAAACUGGGUCCUCUUGGUAGCCCUGGCCUCCCUGGCUUGCCCGGCCCCCCUGGACUUCCUGGAAUGAAAGGUGACAGGGGUGUAGUCGGUGAACCUGGUCCAAAGGGUGAACAGGGCCCCUCUGGUGAAGAAGGUGAAGCAGGAGAAAGGGGUGAAUUUGGAGAUGUAGGAUUACUUGGCCAAAAGGGAGCUGUGGGCAACCCCGGAGAUCCAGGCUUGAGGGGGCCUGAAGGAGUUCGGGGUCUUCCUGGAGUGGAAGGACCAAAAGGACCGCAGGGACCACGAGGCGUGCAGGGAGAACAGGGUGCCACCGGCCUGCCUGGAAUCCAGGGCCCUCCAGGGAGAGCUCCAACAGAUCAGUACAUUAAGCAGGUUUGCAUGAGAGUCAUGCAAGAACAUCUUGCUGAGAUGGCUGCUAGUCUCAAGCGUCCAGACUUAGGAGCUUCCGGCCUCCCUGGGAAGCCGGGAGCCCCUGGACCCCCAGGACCCCCUGGAGAGAAUGGUUUCCCAGGCCAGAUGGGACUUCGUGGCCUCCCAGGCAUUAAAGGCCCUCCUGGUGCUCUUGGUUUGAGGGGACCUAAAGGUGACUUGGGAGAAAGGGGAGAACGUGGCCCUCCAGGAAGAGGCCCCAAAGGUUUGCCCGGAGCUACAGGCCUCCCAGGUGACCCAGGUCUUGCCAGCUAUGGGAGGAACGGCCGGGAUGGCGAGCGAGGCCCUCCAGGGGUGGCAGGAAUUCCUGGUGUGCCCGGCCCCCCUGGACCUGCAGGCCCUGCUGGUUUCUGUGAGCCAGCCUCCUGCACAGUGCAGGCUGGGCAGCGAGCCUUUAGCAAAGGGCCAGAUCCGUGAAAGGCUGAGUGCUGCUUGGCUGUCCACAUGAACCACGGCUGGCAAAAGAGCUUGGAGGGGAAACACUACCCAAAACCUGGGCAAGACAGGACAGCACAUUACCUUCAAUGUUAUUACAGAAGUCCUACUUGAUGAUCAGAUUUAAAACAAUGGUGCUAUUCAAUAAAUCCUCUUUCCUUUCCCUUGGAGGGGAGACAGCAGAGUCAUCAGUUAAAAAACAAAACAAAAAACAAAAACGAAAAACCUCCCUUUAAAUAAAUUUAUUAUCCUGUUCCCAGGAUCUUGAACUUUAGUGUGUUAUACAUAUGUGACAUAUUGUGGGCCACUGUGCCAAUAAACAAAAACAACUGUUUGGUGUACCUCAGUUGCAGUAGUUAUUUUCAUUUUUUUAUUUAGAUGUUGCUCUCAGAUUAUUGUUUAGCUACAUAGAGGAUUACAGACUAAUUAUGAAGAAACCCCACUACAGUCAAUAGAACUGGUGCUUAAAAUCCCCAUCGAUGUGCUCUCUUGGGAGUGGCAAGAAAGCUCUGUGCCACGGCGAAUGAUCAAAUGAUAUCCUUACAGCACAUGUUGGGUUUCACAGUCAGCCUGAAUUUUUGUUGAACUGUACUGUAUCCCAAACCUAUUAACAUUUUGAGUUCUUCUAUGUAAUAGCAAAGAAGGAAUUUUAAUAUCCUGCCAUUCGUAAGAUCUGUUGAUGAGAUUAUUUAUUUUAAAAGUUUGAGGUAACAUCUCUGGUUGUACCAAAGAAGAAAUAAAUAUGGUUUCUUAA